AUGCCAAUCUCUAAUAUUGUUAAGUCUUGGCUCUUUCAAGGUUUUCAAAUUCCAUCUAUUCUAUUUGGUAUCUUUGCUCUCUAUCAUUUACUGAUGGAUCGAGCACUUCGAAAUGCACUUCACAAUCAUGUUAUUAUUGCCAUGGUCUUUGUUGGUCUUAUCUUGCAAUGUUUCGAUGUUUCGGCGCUCGCUUACUACUAUCGUACCGGCACUGUAUUAGUAUCCACAAGAACCUUUUGUGUUGCCUGGACGUUCAUUCGUUCCAUUGGGAUUACAGGAACACUAAAUCUAGUGGCUUGGGCGUCGAUUGAACGCCAUAUUCUUAUCUUUCAUCCAAAUUUGGUUCGUACAAAAACAAAGCGAUUUUUUCUUCAUUAUCUCCCAUUGGUUAUAUGCAUGAUGUAUCCUGCCGUAUUUUAUUUUGCUAUAUUCUUCAUUGUACCUUGUCCUAUUACAAUGAAUUACGAAAUAGUAGGUUGUGGUUAUUAUUCUUGUGUCUUUUUUUACCCGUCACUUGCAUUGUGUAAUAUUGUGGUGAAUUUCUUACUGUCUCCAUUUAUCAUUGUAAUAUUCAGUGCAGCUCUUAUUAUACGUGUGGUAGCUAGCAAAUUCCGCGCUCGCCAACGCAUUCAUUGGCGUAAUUACAGGAAUAUGGCCAUCCCAUUAUUAUCAAUAUCUCUCGUCUAUAUCAUUCUAUACUGUCCACCAAUGCUUUUAUAUACUGCUUAUUUGGCUGGUUUAUCACAAAAUAUAGCCGCCGAUUACUAUUCUGUUACCAGCAGUUUUAAUUACUUUGCUAUAACGUUCACGCCUAUUACAUGUGCUCUCUCAUUGCCUGAACUUCGAACGAAGUUUAAAAUAUGUUUUCCAUGUUGCCGAAGACGUCGUGCUACUGUUGGUCCACAAGCAUUGAUGAUGACUCGUCCAACAGCUGGUACAACAGCUGCAAUAGCAGCAAUUGCUAAAUAA
Molecule: messenger RNA, 969 nt
Organism: Adineta steineri
Lineage: Eukaryota; Metazoa; Rotifera; Eurotatoria; Adinetida; Adinetidae
Source: the annotation of a GenBank genome assembly